This is a messenger RNA of Dioscorea cayenensis subsp. rotundata (Guinea yam), 1660 nucleotides long. Its product is annotated as serine/threonine/tyrosine-protein kinase HT1. Gene Ontology annotation, biological process: protein phosphorylation. NCBI's taxonomy places the organism in Eukaryota, Viridiplantae, Streptophyta, Magnoliopsida, Dioscoreales, Dioscoreaceae. Bases 408 to 1580 code for a protein of 390 amino acids. The record is from RefSeq and is a predicted model, not a curated record. The transcript is spliced from 3 exons. Gene Ontology annotation, molecular function: ATP binding; protein kinase activity.
UGAAUGAAUGAUGCUAUGCCCAUUGUGAAUGGUGAGAGGAAAGAGUGUGGGCAAGGGCAGUCCCUUUUCUUCCUUCCUUUCCCAUGCACAGGUCCACCAUUUCCAAGCUCCUCCCCCUUCCAAGCUCCCUCCAUCCUAAACCACAUCCCCUUCCUCCUUUUCAACCACCCAUUCACGAGACUUCCUUGACUCCCUUCAUACUUGCAUACGUCUCUAAUCCAUCAAUCCUUCUUCUUUGUAGUUGUUGUACAAGUAGUAGCAUGUUCUCUGUAGUUGUUUUUUUUAAUGCUUAUCUUAGUGAACAAGGCCGUGAAACUGAGGAUGUUCUGCUCCUGUGAGCCUCAUGAAGCUCAGAGUCUUCAUCUGAAGCUUUUCAAUGGAGUCAGCCAUUAGAAACUCACAAAAAGAUGGGUUUUUGCUUCCGGGCAUUCAAGUUUGGGAGGAAAAACAGUGGAACGCCGAAUUUACCUUCACCGCCUUCACAGUCUUCGGUUUGCUUACCUUCUUCUUCUUCUUCUCAGUUUCGUAGAAGGGGCUCAUUGCCACCAGAGAUGGAGAUAAUGGAGAAGAAAAGAUGGGAUAGCUUGGAAUCUUGGUCCAUGCUUUUGGAACCUGGGAAUGCAGAGAGUUUGGAUGAUGGUCAAGAUGGGGAGAGAGAAGAAUGGAUGGCUGAUCUUUCUCAGCUCUUCAUUGGCAACAAGUUUGCUUCUGGUUCUCAUAGUAGGAUUUAUAGAGGGAUUUAUAAGCAGAGGGCAGUGGCUAUCAAGAUGGUGAGGAUUCCUGAUCAGGAUGAGGAGAAGCGUGCCAAGCUUGAAGAACAGUUCAAGUCUGAAGUUUCAUUCCUUUCUCGCCUUUAUCAUCCUAAUGUUGUGCAGUUUAUAGCAGCCUGCAAAAAGCCACCGGUGUACUGUAUAAUUACAGAAUACAUGUCUCAAGGAACAUUGAGAAUGUAUCUCCACAAGAAAGAGCCAUAUUCACUAUCGACUGAUACAAUUUUAAGGUUAGCACUCGACAUCUCUCGAGGAAUGCAGUAUCUUCAUUCACAAGGUGUGAUUCACAGAGAUUUAAAGUCUGAUAACUUGCUACUUAAUGAUGAAAUGCAAGUCAAGGUUGCUGACUUUGGCACCUCUUGUUUGGAGACUAAGAGCAGAAAAUCCAAAGGUAACAUGGGAACUUACCGAUGGAUGGCUCCAGAAAUGAUCAAAGAAAAACUGUAUACUAGAAAGGUUGAUGUAUACAGUUUCGGGAUCGUGUUAUGGGAACUAACUACAGCGCUUGUUCCGUUCCAAGGAAUGACACCAGUGCAGGCUGCAUUUGCCGCUUCGGAAAAGAACUUCCGGCCUCCGUUAUCGACAACAUGUCAGCCUGUCCUCAAUAAUCUCAUCAAGAGUUGCUGGUCGGCAAACCCCGCAAAGAGACCUGAUUUCAAUUAUAUAGUUUCAGCAUUGGAGAAGUAUGACGAGUGUCUUAAGGAAGGACUCCCUCUUGUUGCACAUCAAGAAUUUACAAUACAUAAUUCACUUGUUGGGAUCUUCAAGGGUUGCAUUCCAACAAGUUCAUCUGUUCCUAUUCAUGCUUGAAGUUCAACCUGCCUCUUAGAUGUUUCUUUUACCCUUUUUCCUCUUCCUCUUCUUCUUUCUUCUUCUUCUUCUUCUUCUUC